CUGUUCAAAAGAGACAAGGUCUCAACUACAGUUAGCACCCUUUCCCUAUGUUAGUCUACUAGAAUAUCCAUUCCUACAACUUUAUCCUUAGCCAAGUUAUUCUGACAUUUUACAUUUACAAGUGGAAGACUGAAUGCUUUCAGCAGUCACCUUUCCUGGGAGUUGUCGACCAUCGUACUUUGGAAAAUGGCAUAAUUCCAUAGGAUUGCCACAUUUUACGACUAUACAUGUUUUGGAUGUAUAUCAUGGGAAGUUUUCUGGAACACUUUGAGAGAGAUAUUUGAAGAAUUAAGAUCUUUUGCUUUCAGUGCGAACAGAGAAUACAAGUAGCAAAGGAGGACACAGCAGCCGAGGUUAUUGCAACCUGCUUCUUUAAAGGAUACCCUGGCUGAAAGGAUUUUUAAGGGUCAAUUCUCUUCAAUACCUGCAUCUUAAAAAAUAGUAAGGACUGGAAUUCUGGAAGAGGGAACAGCCGCUGGUUAAAUUACUUUACAAUUCAAGGGAAAGGCAGAGGACAGGUCAAUGACCAAGGAAAGACGAUCUACUGAAGACGGAUUUUUUUCAUUAUGUUGUUCGUGAGUACCCAGAACACUGCACUAUAAUGCACAGAUGGAUAUUGACAUGGAUCCUGCCAACUUUGCUCUACAGAUCAUACUUUUACAUUAUCUUCCUCAUGGGCGCUAUAUCGUUAGCUUGCAAUGAGAUGACCCCAGAGCAAAUGGCUACAAAUGCAAACUGUUCUUCCCCUGAGCGACAUACCAGAAGUUAUGAUUACAUGGAAGGGGGGAAUGUAAGAGUAAGAAGACUUUUCUGUCGAACUCAGUGGUAUAUCAAGAUUGAUAAGAGAGGCAAGAUAAAAGGAGUAUUGGAGCGUAACAGCAACUACAGUAUUCUCGAAAUAAGAACAGUGGCAAUUGGAAUAGUGGCAAUCAAAGGAGUGGCAAGUGAAUACUUUCUAGCCAUGAACAAGUCCGGAAAACUCUAUGGAAAGAAAGUAUGCAAUGAGGACUGCAAUUUCAUAGAAUGGAUUCAAGAAAAUCAUUAUAAUACAUAUGCUUCAGCAAACUGGACACACAAAGGGAAGGAGAUGUAUAUUGCAUUGAAACAAAAUGGCGCCCCCAAGAGAGGUCAGAAAACAAGUAAAGAAGAUAUAUCUUCCCAAUUCCUUCCACGGCCAGCACCCUAAAUCACAUAGCUAUGGAGAACCAGUUCCAGCAAAACGUUUAAUUUCAUAAGGGAACUGUUUGAAAGUGCAAGGAAGAGAAGCUGGAAUACUACUGAAAAACUGAACAAGCUGGACUUGCGCAUUUAUGUUUAUUUUUAAGAGACUGCCUUUUUAAAAAAAUGAAGAUUCACUACAUCUGAUUUAGUAACUAAAAGUUGUAAAAAAUUGUAAAGAGUUGUACAAUCCUCAUGUUAGUAUAAGAGUAGCUUUGCAGAUUGUUAAGUUAAAUUUACCCUUAUGCGUUAAGUCAUGACUUGAUUAUCUGAUGAUAUUUUAUUUAAAAUAAACCUAUCUGCUUAAUUAAACAUGGCUGCUAUAAUAAAAAUGAUGAUAAUAAAGCAGAUGAAAAUGUUAUGUAAAAUAUGUUGGACUUGAUGGCUGCUGGAAUGAGUCUUCAGAUGAUCAAGUCAGUACUAAGCAUGGAGGUGGAGCAGUAUGGAAUACUUUCCAGGAAAAAUGUGUAAGUUUUAAAGUAAUUUGAAAUUGGAUUUCUGUGGUAUUCAGACAAUAAAGCUAGUAUGGAAGAUGAAGGUUGCACCACUGCAAUGUAUUCAUAUGUAUUAGUAAGAAUGCCUAACGCUGCUCUGAAAGAUGUUACAAAAAUAGUGUAUAUGAAAUAAUAUUAAUAAGGGAAAUGUAUUUCAUCUCACUUUCCUCAAAAUAUCCUUUUCUAUAACGAUGAAGUAAAAAUUCAGACAUCAUAUGGGUUUUUAUGUAACAUAACCUAUCUUUUUAUAUAAUUUCUGUUAGGGUAUAUGGCUUGAUUUUUUUUUCACCUAUUCAUGCUUCUUCUGUUGUUAAAGCAUUAAACUUUAUUUUAAGUUAUAGUUGAACUUUAUUAAGUUAUUUAAGUUGAUGUUAUUUAUAAAAAAAAACUUAUUAAGCUGCGUCUGUUUCAUAUGCUUUUAAUUCUAAAGAAGUAACAAAACAGUCUGUCUGAGCCACCUUCCUCCCCCCUCCAACCUUUCUAUGACCAGACACAAAGUCUAGUACAUAAUACUCUUGCCAAUGUGCACUGGAUGGCAGAAAAAAAGAAGACAGCCUGCAGCCGUUCUUACGAUGGAAGUCUCUUUUUUUUAUAAUUAUUUAUUAAAUUUUCCAAAAUAAACACAUUUAAAACAUUAUACAAGACAAACAAACACAUAAACAAACAUUCAAAAAUACAAACAUCCCCAAAAAACAUGCUCCGCCGAGCUUGACUUCCCUCCCUCCCCUCAAAAGGUUUUCUAAUCAGUUCUUAUCUCGCAGUUCCUUUGUAUCUAAUCUUUAGGGUCAAUUCGUAGGAUUUAUUUCACGCCUGCAAGUGUCUUUAAACCUUUACAGUUCAUUUCCAUAUAGUCCACAAAUUUACUCCAAUCCCUUAGAAACCUUGUCUCCCUCUGGUUUCGAAUCCUGCUAGUCAGUCUCGCUAAUUCUGCAUAUUCAAUCAUCUUUGUCUGCCAGUCUCCAAUUGUCGGUAAGUCCUGGGUUUUCCAUUUUUGGGCUAAUAAUGUCCUCGCCGCGGUUGUCGCAUCUAAGAAAAGGGUACUAUCCUCCCUAGUUAUCUCUUGGCCUAUCAGUCCUAACAGAAAGGCCUCUGGUCUUUUGGGAAAAGUAUAUUUAAAUAUCUUUUUCAGUUCGUUAUAUAUCAUUUCCCAAUAUCCUUUAACCUUUUCACAUUUCCACCACAUAUGAUAAAAGUCCCCUUCCUUUUCAUUACAUUUCCAGCACAUUCUGUUACUCAUUCUAUACAUUUUCGCUAAUUUCACUGGAGUUAAGUGCCAUCUAUACAUCAUCUUCCAAACAUUCUCUUUCAAAGCAGUACAUGCUGUAAAUUUUAUUGUUUGGUUCCAUAAUUUCAACCACAGCAAAAAACCGGGGUGCAGGAGAGCACGCUGGAUGCCGCUGGGUGCCACGACCCCCAGGGUAACCCCCCCUAGGGUUUAGGAGGAUCGCAGAGCCUUUGCAAUGCCUCCGUGUGCCCCCCAAAAGCUCAGGACUCCCCGAGGGGUUGUCCUGCGCUCCCUUUAAGAUGUCCGCGGGAACCGGAAGCCCUUACGAUGGAAGUCUCAAAUAGAACAACCCCAAAAUGCAAAAAAAAAACCACCUAAAGCCAUAGGGCUAUGCACACGGGGCUCUAUUACAAGAUUGGACAAGAAACUUUUUGGAAAAUGCUCUGCUUGCUGACUGACUCCGCCUCAUUAACUAAGUGAUAUGAUUGUUGCUUUUACAACUGAGCUUUGGGAGCAUAGCCUGGCAGCUGUGCAAAGUGUCAGGGAUGUCGGGGAAGAGCUGGAGUUAGUUGUAGCAUGGUUACCAGGGGGAGGAGAUAUUACCCAAGAGGGGGAGGGGAGCAGUGAAGGAGAGCGGGAAGGAGAACAACAGGAAGGACCCGGAUGUUCGCACGUAAUGCAAGGGUUAAGUUUGAGCUCAGCCCCGGAGGAGGGGAAAUACAAGAAAGCCCUUGUGAGGAGAUUAGAGAAACGAAAGGGAAAGCGGGAAAAAGAGCGCGUUCGCCAUUUUGAGAAGGAUUGGUCACGGAGAAGCAGAGCUCAAAAGGUAUCAGCGAUUCUGAGGACUGAUAGUCCAAGUUAAGAACUGUUGUUAUUUUGAAAU
Zootoca vivipara (common lizard) is the source of this 3820-nucleotide messenger RNA. It is a transcript of the gene FGF7, whose product is annotated as fibroblast growth factor 7. Gene Ontology annotation, molecular function: growth factor activity. The record is from RefSeq and is a predicted model, not a curated record. NCBI's taxonomy places the organism in Eukaryota, Metazoa, Chordata, Lepidosauria, Squamata, Lacertidae.